AUGGCCGCCGCUGCAAUGCGCGACUCGCCUGACAUGGCAAAUGGCAAUUCUAAUCACCAGAAUCCCAAUGGUACCAAUUCGGCUUCGGGUCGCAGACAGUCGGUAGCCGGUCCAGCGACGAUGGACUAUGAAGAUGAGCCGACGUACGAGCCUACAGCAGCAGAACGUCGAUAUCCACGUUCCGCGCCUAAGGCCACUGCUGCUGCUCGAUCAUCUGGCCAGGCCGGUCGAUCCUUUUCUGCUCGUGCCCGAGAUUUCCCGGCCGAUGAAUCAAACUAUACAACUCGCAGGUCUACACUACAAACACCACCGGGGUUAACAGAGGAAUCAACCACGCCUCGGGGCCUCCCACCCGCGGAAUAUAUCCAAGACACGCAACAGAAUGAAGAGCCGAAGCUCGAAGCUCCCACCGCGCCAGCGAGCCUGCCGUCACCCCCGAGCCGAUCAAACACUGUCCGUUCUACAAAUGGACCUCGCAAAGAAUGGGCAUCGGACCGUUCGCCCUUGCAAAAGCUCGAGGUGACCCUUUCUGGAAUCACCAAGGAAGAAAAACGGGCGCGAAUGCAAGAAGCUGAGAUGCGAUUGCGAGAGCGCAUGGCCCGCAAAAAGAUCGAGCGUGAGAAAGCGGAGGCAAAGGUACAGGCAGCAGCUACUGCUCCCCAACCAAACGUGAAGCAGAAAGUGCCUUCAAACAACCAUGCAGCCCCCGGUCCUGCUAGAAAAGGAGAGAGGAAGAAUGUCGUCCUUGAAGAAUCGACGACUGAUGCACCAAAAGCGGGGCCACGACACCAUGGUGGAUUUGCUGUUCCUGGGCGUCAUCAAAAUGAAGUGAACAGUCCUCAAUACCCGGCCGUUCGCAGUCCUGAAAAUGCUCAGUACGCACAGGCCGAAGAUAUUAUCCCGCAGUCUGCAAAGUUAGGCAAUGUGCCUCGAAGAUCAAUCACAGUGAGCGGACCCUCAGCAAAGAAUGGGCCUGCUGGGAAACAGCCUGUGCGUAGUCAGUCCCUUGCCCAAAGGGGCCCUACUGCGCCAAUGCAACCCGCAGAUGUUAUUUUGAGCAACGAAAGGCUAGAAACACCUCCAGCAGCCCGAACGGCUCAUGAUAGCGUCGAAUCUCACACCAAAAAGCGACAGACGGUGUCUUUCAAUGUGCCGCCACCGACCCCUCCGCCGAUUUUCGAGUGGAAAAAUGCGCCGGUCGCUCAGCUUGGAUCAACAGACUUUGAUUUCCAGCAUAUGGAUAUGGAUCGAAGCAAAGCGUGGUGGGAAGGAGGCGGCACCACCGAUCGUCGAAAGAGCAGAGCCUUACCCAAAAACUACAAGACCCCGGCUCAAAAAUUGACAGGUGUCACUGAAAGUAAAAACUUCGAACCAAAACUGUUCCUCAGAUGUGGUCCUCUGCUCCGGUACACAGGUAUUAAGAAGUUCAAAGUUGAUGGCGUGCAUGGUACUGUCGAGAAGGACAUAUGGCGAGGUUCUAUUUUGAUCGUCACGAAGGACACCCGCUCUUCUUACGAUACGCCGCCUUCAUUGCGCCUGUUUUCUCAGCCCAUGGACCUUCUUCCUCCUCCGCCAGCCGAAGUCAGCGGGGAAGAACUGGCUCCUGAAUAUAUCGACCCCACUGCCGGUCUUAUGAAGGUUGGACGAGACGGACGACCUCUCUAUGUCAAGCCAGUUGACCACCUGGAGGAAGAAGUCGACUUAUCUUCGGUGGAAAAUGAUGACGGCAUAUAUGAACUGUCACCCAGUCAGAUAGACGACAACCCUGGGGGCUCCAAGCAACCAAUUCCUGCAAACCGAAUCAACUCCGUUGAUGGCGAAACGGCAGGGUUACACCGUGAUAUUCCCGGCGUCCGCCUCUACGCUGACUCUGCUAGAGAUGUGACCUUUUGGAGGUUCAAUCUCGAGGUCGAGCUUGGCUCAACCCAACAACGAAUUGCAUACAGAAUUAACCGUGGACCAGCACUGGGCUUCUGGGUUCCGGCUGCAGGCCAGCCGAUGAACAUCAUGUUCCACAGCGGCAAUGGAUUUGGUCCCUCCGUCGACUCAAAUCGUUUCUGCGGACCCGAUCCUCUCUGGCGAGAUAUUUUGAACGAGCACCAGACUCGACCAUUCCAUGUGAUGAUUGGUGGAGGUGACCAGAUAUUUAAUGAUACAGUCAUGACUGAAUCGGUCUUUUUCCAGGAAUGGAUCAAGAUCAAAAACGCUGCGGAAAGAUAUAGUGCUCCGUUUACUCCUGAAUUCCGUGCCGAGCUCGAGCAGUUCUACCUGCAGCGCUACGCGGCCUGGUUCUCACAGGGCCUCUUUUCUCUCGCCAACUCUCAAAUCCCGAUGAUCAACAUGUGGAAUGAUCAUGAAAUCUUCGAAGGGUUCGGGUCUUACCAUGAAGAAUUCAUGCAGAGCGCCGUCAUUUCAGGUCUUGGAAAGAUUGCGUUCAAGUAUUAUUUACUAUUCCAGCACCACAGUGUUCCAGAUGAGACGGAGAUUGAAGAGCCUAGUUGGCUUCUUGGCGCCCAGCCAGGCCCCUACAUUGAGCAGAGAAGUCGAAACUUGUUCAUGUCUCUUGGUAGUGAUGUUGUUUUGCUGGGCCUGGAUUGUCGAACCGAGCGAAGGAGCAACGAGGUCCUUGCUGAGGCUACCUGUGACCUAAUUUGGGACCGCUGCCAUCAGGAGAUUGUCAGAGGAGAGACUAAACAUUUAAUCGUUCUUUCCAGUGUUCCUAUCGCGUACCCUCGAGUGGCUAUGCUCAAAAACUUCAUGAACAGCCGUAAAUCCAUUGGCAAAGCAGGCAUGAUCGGAGGACUCGUCAACAGAUCUGGUGGCAACGUGGAGGUAUAUGAUGACCACUGGGCCGGAAAGCAUCUCAAGUCCGAAAGAACCUGGCUAGUUGAAGAUCUCCAAGAUCUUGCCGCGGAAAAGUCCGUUCGGGUGACCAUUCUCAGUGGCGAUGUCCACCUUGCUGCAAUCGGCCAAUUCUAUUCCAACCCUAAGCUUGACGUUGCGAAGGACCGGGACUACCGCUAUAUGCCGAACAUCAUCUCUUCGGCCAUUGCUGACAUGCCAGAGACGGAGAUUAUUUCAGAUACUCUCAAUAAACGCAACACGGUGCACCACAUAGAUUCCAACACGGACGAGGAUAUAAUUCCCAUCUUCACGCAGGACGUGAAUGGCAAAUCUCGAAACAACAAGCGCUUGCUUCCACGACGAAACUGGUGCUCGAUUCGAGAAUAUAUCCCGGGAUCAACCCCAGGCAGCACACCCGAGCCAGAAACUCCAGAAGAAUCCGAGCCCCGUCCUGGUAUGCUCCAGCGCACUCUAUCUCUCGGAAGGGGUGACAAGGGACCAGGCGGCAAGCCUGGACUACUUCGACGACUAUCGACGAAGGGCCCGCCCCCAACAAGAACCAUGAGUUUCGGACGAAACCAAAAGGUUCUUGCUCGCCGCUCCAGUGUCGAUUCCUCUGUUCCUCGGCCCAUGGAGGGUGGUGAUAGUUACUUCCCCGGAACAUUGCAAGAGCCACAGCCUGGCGUCUUCCACCGCCGACCAACCAAUCUGAGCGAAAAGGCCGCCAAGCGAUCAGCUAAGGAAGGAGACGAUGGUGCUGGCGCUUUUGUCAACCUUGAAAGAGGAUUGGCGAUUACAUUGAAUAUGGAAGUCAACCCUCAAGACCCUUCCGGCAUCACAGUCCCAUACAAGCUCCUAGUUCCUGCUCUCCAGUACGAAGGAAACGAAGAUGACCCGGCCCCAACGCAGGUCAAGAAGGGCUGGCGCAAGUGGUUGAAUGUGCCGCGCAGAAAGAAGGCCUCCUGGGCCCAGCAAGCAGAAGAUGAUGAUGAAGGCAGCGAUGAAGAUGCCGAUGAUAUUGAAGACCACGACACCAUCAACAAUACCCGGGCCAAUGCUGCUGCGUCCCAUCAGUAUGAGGGAUAUCCUGGCAGCGAUGAGGACUCAGAGGGAGAGGUGCCUCAGAGAUUGCCUCCCCAUGCUCUUGUCGACGACUCAUCCCCCACUGAGGGGGGAGGAUGA
Molecule: messenger RNA, 4026 nt
Organism: Penicillium waksmanii
Lineage: Eukaryota; Fungi; Ascomycota; Eurotiomycetes; Eurotiales; Aspergillaceae
Exons: 5
Coding region: 1-4026 (1341 amino acids)
Cellular component (GO): membrane
Source: RefSeq, a predicted model, not a curated record